GGCGAGCUUGCCGUUCAGGGGCAUGUCCGAACGCAGCCGAACGCGGUGUCCGAACGGGAAAACUGUGCGAACGGCCUUGUCCGGAGAAAGACCCAUUUCUCCUGCCAGAAGCUUCCGUUUCGCAACAACCCCAGUGCACCGACAUCAGAGAGAGCGUCGAAAACUUGCUGUGCAAGCCUCUUAUUACAACCUCAAGCCGUUCUUGGACAGCCUUAUCGAGACUCGACCUCGACCUGUCUAUACGAUCCGACCCUAUCAAAGCUAUAAGGCCAUCGAUUCGUCUCGGCAAGCGCAAUGGCUUCUGAGCACCUCACAAGCCAGUUUUCCGACCUGCACCUCUCGCAAGGAGUUGGUGGGAUGGUCGGAGCAGGCCCUACCAGUGGCCUACAGACCGACGGGGACAUGGGAACGCAACCGCAAAGAGCACGGUUGCCCAAUGCCCUGCAACUGAAUAAGCUGAACGACGAUAUCCCGCGAGUCGUCGACGCACUGGCUGAAGCUCUCAGGGUUGAGUUUGAAACGUUCUUAGAAGAAUAUUCGGAAGACGGCGGAUUCCCGUACAUCGAACAAAUCAAAUACCUUUCUAAAGCCGCAAUUACCACCGUAUACGUUGAUUUCGCCAACGUCGUUGUCAUGAACGAACCUCUUGCGCAAACGAUUCAGAACGAGUUUUACCGGAUGGAGCCUUACCUGCGAAAAGCAGUACAGAAUGUAGUCCGGAAAUACGAUCCAGAGUACCUCAACAUCAAAGUGGGCGAUUUUGCGACUGAUGCGGGUGUUGUCCGAGAAUUCUGGAUCGGAUGGUACGGAACUCCAUAUGUCAAGCGGUUGAGGGAGCUGAAGAUGAGCACUCUCGGGCAAUUGGUCGCUUUGUCUGGAACGGUUACGCGGACGUCCGAAGUGAGGCCGGAACUCCUGUUCGGAACGUUCCGGUGCGGCGACUGCUACUCCUUGAUUAAGGACGUUGAGCAAGAAUUCAAGUACACCGAGCCCACAACGUGCUACAACGUGAACUGCGGCAACACAAGCAGUUUCCAACUCCUCGUCGACCAAAGCAAAUUCGCCGACUGGCAAAAAGUUCGCUUACAAGAAAACUCCAACGAAGUGCCUAGCGGAGCCAUGCCUCGCAGUAUCGACGUGAUUCUGCGCAACGAGGCGGUCGAGAGGGCGAAGGCUGGUGACAAGAUCAUCGUCACAGGCACACCCAUCGUCGUGCCUGAUGUUGGGCAGCUCAUCGGCAACAAGAUGGAAGCCCAACGGAUGGACGCUGGCGGAAGAGGCCGGGACGGAUUCGGACAGGAGGGCGUGACGGGAUUGAAGGCCCUCGGUGUGCGCGACCUCACGUACAAGAUGACGUUCCUGGGAGCCUUUGUACGCCCUGCGGAGAUCAAGAACUCGUUGAGCGCACUUCAUGAUCUGCUUGACUCGGAGAAUGCCGAGCAGGCUGUCCGCAGGCAGUUUACGGAUGAGGAUCUCGCGCAUCUGGAGCGGAUGCGGGAGGACAAACUGCUUUAUCAGAAGAUUGUCAACAGCGUUGCGCCGCACAUCUUCGGUCACGAGGAUAUCAAGAAAGGGAUCUUGCUACAGCUGCUGGGCGGCGUGCACAAGGUCACCCCAGAAGGCAUUCAUCUCCGUGGAGAUGUGAACGUAUGCAUUGUUGGAGACCCUAGUACAGCCAAGUCUCAAUUCCUAAAAUAUGUGGCGAACUUGAUGCCUCGCGCGAUCUACACAUCAGGAAAGGCAUCCAGUGCCGCCGGUCUGACCGCCAGUGUUGUGAAGGAUGAGGAGACCGGCGAAUUCACCAUCGAGGCGGGAGCUCUCAUGCUGGCCGAUAACGGUAUCUGUUGCAUUGAUGAGUUUGACAAGAUGGACAUUACCGAUCAAGUCGCGAUCCACGAAGCUAUGGAACAGCAGACUAUCAGUAUCGCAAAGGCUGGAAUCCAGGCAACCCUGAAUGCGCGAACGUCCAUCCUAGCUGCCGCCAACCCAGUCCACGGGCGCUACGACAGAAAGCUCACUCUCAGACAAAACAUAAACAUGUCUGCGCCCAUCAUGUCCCGUUUCGAUAUCUUCUUUGUCCUGCUGGACGAGUGCAACGAGAUCACCGACUGGAACAUUGCACGCCAUAUCGUUAACUUCCAUCGUCAUCGUGAUGAGGGUGUGCAGCCGGACUAUACAGUUGAGGAGUUGAUGCGAUAUUUGAAAUAUGCGAGGGCUUUGAGGCCACAGAUGACGAGUGAGGCACGGUCGUACCUGGUGUACCAGUACAGGAACUUGCGGCAAAAGGAUGCAUCGGGGGUGAACCGUGUAUCCUACCGUAUCACCGUCCGUCAGCUCGAGUCCAUGAUUCGUUUGUCGGAAGCGCUUGCCAAGCUCCACUGCAGCAAAGAGAUCACGACUGAUCACGUCCGCGAAGCUGCCCACAUUCUCCGCACAUCCAUCGUCCACGUCGAGCAAGACCGAGUCGAAAUCGACGAAGACGAACCAGAGAACGUCACUCGCGCCGCCGAAGUCGGCCAGCAGCACGACCCGAACAGCAUGGACGUGGACCAACCCGUCAACUCCACCAACCUGGGCGAUUCCCAAACCAACUCCUCGUCGCGGCAACGACAGACCAUCAAGUUGUCUUCGGAGGACUACCAACGGAUCGUGCAGUCGGUGUUGCUGUACAUCCGCAAGCGUCAAGCGGAGACGGCGUCGGAGAUUCCGGGAGUCAAGAAGUCGGAGUUGAUUGAUCAUUACAUAAGUACGCAGGAGGAGGAUAACCUCAUUGAGACGGAGGAGCAGUAUCAGUAUCACAAGAAGAUGUUCAAGAGUAUUUUGUCGCGGCUUGUGCAGAAGGAACACAUCCUUCUCGAGAUCCAUGACCAAAGUCGACUGGAUGAAGGCACGGAUGAGACGAUGAUGGACGAGGACCCUAUCAUGGUGAUUCAACCGAACUAUGUGUUUGACGAUUAGGUGGGAUUGAAGACUGGCGGUGGUCGAAACGUUUUUGCUCGGAUGCUUUUCCUUUGAUGCGGGCAUGAUUAUUUUGUACAUAAUUGAUGCGGAG
Fimicolochytrium jonesii is the source of this 3052-nucleotide messenger RNA. RefSeq names its product MCM2/3/5 family-domain-containing protein. Gene Ontology annotation, molecular function: ATP binding; single-stranded DNA binding; single-stranded 3'-5' DNA helicase activity. Gene Ontology annotation, biological process: double-strand break repair via break-induced replication; mitotic DNA replication; DNA replication initiation. Lineage: Eukaryota; Fungi; Chytridiomycota; Chytridiomycetes; Spizellomycetales; Powellomycetaceae. Bases 295 to 2958 code for a protein of 887 amino acids. The transcript is spliced from 10 exons. The record is from RefSeq and is a predicted model, not a curated record. Gene Ontology annotation, cellular component: nucleus; MCM complex.